This is a messenger RNA of Branchiostoma belcheri (Belcher's lancelet), 2978 nucleotides long. RefSeq lists its product as uncharacterized. The record is from RefSeq and is a predicted model, not a curated record. NCBI's taxonomy places the organism in Eukaryota, Metazoa, Chordata, Leptocardii, Amphioxiformes, Branchiostomatidae. Gene Ontology annotation, molecular function: calcium ion binding. The transcript has 11 exons. The coding region runs from base 114 to 2978 and encodes 954 amino acids.
UUGCCGCCUUCACCAUCAAGACAGCGCUGAACUCAACAGGAAGUUGGACAGACGUCACUUCCUUUUCUGGUUUAGUAGGGAGGCAGGUAAAGGCGUUUACAGGUUUUGUGGCAAUGAGUCGCUACUGGCAGGUCAACAUCACUCAAACGUCAAGCGGCGAGUUUCCAAAGGUGGCCGAGAUCCAACUCUACGGGUAUCGAGUUUCAGGGGCAAGCAGUGCAGCGUACCCAGAGGAACUAACCUAUCACUGCAAUGGCGACAAGCCGUCCUACGUAACCAUGGCUACCAGCGGCACGAUAACCAGUGGGGAUGAUGGGAGGGGGAACUACAGCAGCGACAGUCUGUGCAGCUGGACCAUCGAAGCACCGUCUGGCAUGGGCGUGUCACUGACCUUCCUGACAUUUGACCUGGCCGAUGAUGGCGACUGCCCAUCGGAUUACGUCGCGGUGUAUGACGGGAGCAGCCAAAGCUCUGCUCUGCUGGGCAGCUUUUGUGAGAGUAACCCUGGCGUUGUGAACAGCUCGUGGAGCUUGAUGCACGUUACCUUUGUCACCAACUCAUUUCUGGAGGCGUCGGGCUUUCAGGCAACUUUUACGACUACAGAUAUAGACGAGUGUGGAACAGCAAAUGGUGGAUGUUCACAGAACUGCACUAAUACUUUUGGCAGUUUCUCCUGUUCCUGUCAAACUGGCUACGAAUUGAACGGUGACGGCGUCUCCUGUGACGCAGAGAUCAGCACAACUGUAGUCCCGCCAACAGUGACAACAGCAGGGGCUGCGACUGCGCCACCACCUACAACAGCUGCACCCAGAAGUACGACAGAGGUCAGCACAACUGUAGUUGGUUCAACGGUGACAACAGCAGGAGCAGCUGUACCAACCGCGCCCCCUACAACGUCCGCUACACCCACCAGUACAACAGCAGGGGCAGCUGUACCAACCGCUCCCCCUACAACGUCCGCUACACCCACCAGUACAACAGCAGGGGCAGCUGUACCAACCGCUCCCCCUACAACGUCCGCUGCACCCGCAACUUCAGAGGCCGGCACAACUGCAAUUCGGUCAACAAUGCCAAUGGUGACAGCAGGGGUUUCUGUUCUCACAACGUCUUCACCAACAACGUCAACGUCUUCACCUAACACAUCAGCAAAGACCAGCACAACUGCUGUCCAGUCAACAACAAUGGCUGCCGUGUCCAGCACGUCUGCAGCAACGACCCCUGCAUCCAACACUACAGCGAAGGCCAGCACAACUGCAGUUCGGUCUACAGUAGGUGCUGGUGUGUCUAGCACAUCUUCACAGGCGACACCUGCACCCAACACUACAGCAAGGUACAACACCACGAUGGCUCUGUCGACAACAGCGACUUUUGCACCCACCAUGUCUCCAACAACGACUCCUGUAUCCAACUCUACAGCAGAGACCAACGUCACUGCAGUUCGGUCAUCAGUAGGGGCCGUUGUAUCUACUGCGUCUCUACCAAUGACCCCUGCACCAAACACCACAGCAGAGGCUAAUGCUACUAGUGUCGUUCAGUCAACGAAAGCUGCUACUGUACCCACAACGCCAGAUAUUGAUGAGUGCCUGACGGGAGCUCAUGUGUGCCUCCGUGACGAACUCUGCUUCAACAGGGAGGGAUCGUACGCCUGCGCCUCGUGCUACCCCAACAUAGCCCUGGUGGGAGGAGGGACCAACUCUUCGGCUCCUGUCAACAUCAAACGGAGGGUGCCUUUUACCGUGCAAUCUACCGUAACAGUGGACUGUGACGUAGCCUAUUCCCUCCUCUUCAACUGGUCUCUGUACGCAAUGGAUGAUGGCGGCCUACCGUCCGCAAAUAUUGCCCUUCCUGAGAAUGUUGAAACAGCCGGAUCUGAACUCACCUUACCGAAGAACGUUCUGCCGUACGGGAAGGUCGCCAUCCGGCUGGAGGUCACGGUGGAAGAGACCAUGUCUAGGCUCCGUGUCGUGACGUCAGCUGAGCAGUGGGUGAAUGUCUUAUCCUCGGCACUCGUGGCUGACAUUGCCGGUGGUUCAGCAAGGUCCCUAGCCCCAGGAUCCGACAUUGUCCUAGACGCUUCGUUUUCUACAGAUCCAGACGCCAUGGUGACGGAGUCAGCAGACCUUGCCUAUAACUGGACUUGUGUAACAGAAAUAGGAACUUCCUGCGACGACCUGUUUAGGGAUGGAGGAACCAACCAGUCAUACGUUAUCUCUUCUAAGGACGUCGACACAAGUGUAGGCCGGUUGAUUGCGCAUCUUAGCGUGUGGUUCCCGGGCAGGUCCCCCGGAACGACGUCUCAAAUCUUGGAGAUUUUCUCUGUCGGAUCUCUAUCUAUAUACAUCAGAUGCUUCAGCAACUGUGAUAGAAGAGUCAACCCAUCGGAGAAGCUGGUUUUGGUGGCAGAGUGUACAAAUUGUGAGGAGAAGAAAAUGGUCAGUUUCAACUGGACAUUACAGGAAGCUCCGGACGAGUUUGGCAGGUCCGAUUUAAACUGGGACACCGAGAGCACCACGGGAAGGAACCUGCCUGAUGUCGUCAUCAAGCCAGAAGUCUUCACGGCUUUAGGAGACUAUACUUUAAGAGUGGAGACGACGCUUGUUGACGGUCGUCAUGGGUUUGCUGAGUACAGUUUUGUACCGAACGAGCCGCCUGUGGUGGGAAGCUGCACAGUCAGUCCGGAAAACGGAACAGCCAUGGUGACAGAGUUUAUCAUCACUUGUACGGGGUUCUAUGACACAGACGAGCCUUUGACUUACCAUUUCCUCUUUAACACGGACGCUGCUACUGGAUUCUCUCCGCUGUACACCGGCAUGUAUUCAGCAACUCCAUCGCAGCUCUUUCCAGUGGGCCAAGAGUCCCGUGACUUUGUCGUUAAAAUCCGCGUUGAAGUAACAGACUCCUUCGGAGCAAUAUCGUAUGUCGAGACUUCUGUCAAGGUCAGGUCCUGGCACUUCCAGCAGAUCAGUCCACAGCCGUAG